Messenger RNA from Eupeodes corollae, 3794 nucleotides. RefSeq names its product polycomb protein Sfmbt (gene Sfmbt). Gene Ontology annotation, molecular function: zinc ion binding. The record is from RefSeq and is a predicted model, not a curated record. Gene Ontology annotation, biological process: regulation of DNA-templated transcription; heterochromatin formation. NCBI's taxonomy places the organism in Eukaryota, Metazoa, Arthropoda, Insecta, Diptera, Syrphidae. Gene Ontology annotation, cellular component: nucleus. Bases 219 to 3542 code for a protein of 1107 amino acids. The transcript has 10 exons.
UUCCGCACGUUUAAAGUAAAUUUUGUAUUCGUUAGCCGCGAUGUUUUAUUUUACAUAUUCUUUUUCUUGCUGCGUUAAAUAAAAUUGAUGUGUAAUUAAAAUUAAAAGAAAAUAAUUUAUUUAUUAAAACGACUGGAGUUCAUCAUUUAUCAUUAUAACGCAUCGGAUAGUUUGUUCUCGACGCAAAUGUAUCUAUAUAGUGAAUUAAUUUAAAAGUAAUGAAUCCUUCUGAAUUAAGAAUGAUGUGGAUGAGUCAAUAUAACCCAGACCGGCUUUCGCUUGAAGAUGGUACUUCCUACUUCAGUCAUCCUUCAGUUGGACUUUCUGUUAUGGAAGAUAUUUCCCAACAAGACAAUACAAUGGAUAUGAAUCCAAUGAUGAGCGUUGUUGGCGGAGAAUAUAAUGGUCAAGGAACAACAUCCCCUGUUGUUACAUCCGCUACACUACGGGUACAACCAACAACGGCCUUAAUAGCCGCUCCAAAUGCCAAUGAUUUAUAUGGAAUAUCUCAAGUAGGUGGCAUCCAUCAAAUAUUACAGCAAUCUUCUGCAUUCCAAGGAUAUCCAGAAAUGAUUGACCAAGAUGAGAGCAUUGAGCACCCCAGUACACAUUAUGUUACUCAGGUUUUCGAUCCAAUAGGCGAGAGUAGGGACGAUGAUGAAAUUGCUGGACUAACCAGUAAACAAGAAAUUAUUAAUAUUGAUGAUUUUGUCAUGAUGACCGACAGCAACUCAUUUGAUGGUACUGAACACAUUAUUGGAGUAGGAGAUAUCAAAUCUGAGCCGACAGAUAAGGGAGCAAUAGCUCCACAUAAGUCAAGAAAUCAAAGAAAAUCUCGCAAAAUUGAACCAGUCAGUCGGCCAGGAUUGGUGUUAAAAACACCAAUUGCUUACAAAGGAAAUAUAGAUCCAUCCGUUAUACCAAUACAAAAGGAUGGCAUGGCUGUCUGUGAACGUUGUGGAGCUAUAGGGGUGAAACACACUUUUUACACCAAAUCUAGAAGAUUCUGCAGUAUGUCUUGUGCAAGGGGUGAGUUAUUUUCUCUGGUUUGUAACAAAAUGAUUGGAUCAACUGGUUCAGUAACUAUACCAACAACAACAUUAGCUUCGGCUACAACGGCUUCACUAUCUGACGAAAGCCUCAUAAAUUCGAUAAAUCACCAACGUUCUGACAUUGAAUUAGCUCUACGUGUAUCUCAUAUAAAAAGUCCAAAUUCAAAUUAUCGAUUCAAAAUUACAAAUCAAUCUUUGACAAAUUUGAACGAUAAUGAACUAAUGGAUGUACCAGACGAAAUUGCAGCACAAGUCGAUAGCGAUGAAAAUCUGAAUCAGAAGAAUUUCAUGUACCGGGAUGCAAUUCCUCAAAAUGAUUUGCCUCAAAUACCAAAAUACGAACGUCUUCCUUCACCAUGUCCGCAAAGUGAAAGGAUUUGCAGUGUACGUCGGAGACAGGGUGAUCCCUUACAUUCGUACGAUUGGACGCAAAGAUUAUCGCAGUCAGAUUUUUAUGUAGCACCAGUAACUUGUUUCCCGCAUGCUCCUGGAUACGAUGUGUGGGACAAUAUUGGUAUCGACAUGAAAGUGGAGGUCGAGAACACAGACUGCGACAGCCAAGAAGUAGUGCAGCCGGGUCAAACGCCUCACUCUUUUUGGGUAGCCACUAUUUUGAAUAUAUGUGGGUACAAAGCAUUAAUGCGUUAUGAAGGUUUUGAUGAACCCUCACAUGACUUUUGGGUAAAUCUUUGUUCUUCAGAAGUUCAUUCGGUUGGAUGGUGUGCUACUCGUGGCAAACCUUUAAUACCUCCUCGAACAAUAGAAAGCAAGUACAGUGACUGGAAAGACUUUUUAGUCGAGAGACUAUCUGGGGCAAGAACGUUACCCUCAAGUUUUUACAAUAAAAUAAGCGACAGUAUGAACUCGCGGUUCCGUCUCGGUCUGAAUUUAGAAUGCGUGGAUAAGGACAAAAUAUCACAGGUCAAAUUGGCUACCGUGAACAAAAUUGUCGGAAAACGUCUGUUUGUUAAGUAUUUUGAUUCAGACGAUGGUUUUUGGUGCCACGAAGAUUCGCCCAUUAUACAUCCAGUUGGUUGGGCAACUACAGUUGGUCAUAAUUUAGCUGCUCCUCAGGACUAUUUAGAGCGGAUGUUGGCUGGGCGGGAACAAAUGAUUGAAGUGCAUGAUGAUGAUGCAACGAUAGAGUUAUUCAAAAUGAAUUUUACAUUUGAGGAAUACUAUAUCGAUGGGAAAAAGAAUGGUUUCAUUGAAGGCAUGAAACUAGAAGCCGUUGAUCCUUUGAACCUUUCAGCUAUAUGUGCUGCAACUGUUAUGGCAGUUCUUAAAUUCGGUUAUAUGAUGAUAAGAAUUGAUUCAUAUCAGCCAGAUGCAACGGGAUCUGAUUGGUUCUGUUAUCAUGAAAAAUCUCCGAGUAUUUUUCCAGUUGGUUUUUGCGAAACUCAUAGCAUAUGUCUAACUCCUCCAAAUGGAUAUGACCCCAACACAUUUAGUUGGACUACAUACCUAAAGGAAACGCAGAGUAUAGCAGCUGGAGAACAUUUGUUCCAUCGCAUUGUACCAAAUCAUGGAUUUGAACUUGGUAUGAGCUUGGAAUGCGCUGACUUGAUGGAUCCACGAUUGGUAUGCGUUGCAACAGUUGCCAGAGUCGUUGGACGUUUACUUAAAAUACAUUUUGAUGGUUGGACAGAUGAAUAUGACCAGUGGCUUGAUUGCGAGUCUCCUGACGUUUACCCUGUAGGAUGGUGUGUUUUAGUCAAUCACAAAUUGGAAGGUCCACCAAUGCAUUCAAAGAUAACUUUGAAAAUGCCUGUUAAAACAAAACACAAGAAAAAAAGAAAAAAGAUUUGUAAGCCAGACAAUUCUUUCGGUGGUAAAAACUUUACCCGACCAGUCAAUAUUAAAAGAGAAGCACAGGAUAAUCAGUGUGGGGAUAGAAACUUUUCAUCUGAACGCUUGGGCAUUAAACUUGAAAUGAAAUCAGAACCAUUGUAUUAUGAUGACGAAGUGGACGAGGAGGAAUUAGAAGAUGAUGAGUUAAGACAUUCAAAUCGAUCAACACCUUUACCUAUAUCACCAGAACUCAGUGAAAGAAGCAACAUCUCUACAAAUGAAAUUGCUUUGAAUAUAAAUCAAAAUUCAAACUCCCCAGCCCCACCAAUCGAGCGUAAAGCAACAAGUUACAUAGGGAAUUCAACUGUAUCAAAUAGCAAAUACAUUCCACGUCUAAUUGAUCUUGCACAAGAUCCAAUGUGCAGCCAAGCCAGCGGGGAACUUAUGCCAGAGACAUGGAAUGUAUACGAUGUUUCACAAUUCCUUCGAGUUAACGAUUGCAUUGCCCACUGUGACGUGUUCAGUCGGAACAAAAUCGAUGGAAGACUUUUGUUGCAUUUAUCAAAGGACGAAAUUAUUACUUUACUGGGAAUGAAAGUUGGACCGGCUUUAAAAAUUUUUGACUUAAUACAGCAGCUCAAAUGUAAACUGAACCCCAGUAAAUCUAGACUUCUAAGGGCAAAUAAAUUAUUUUUAUAGUGCCUUUUUUAUUUUUGCAUUGAAAGCAUUGGUCUUUGUUUUAAUUUUUUUUUAACUUACUGAAAACAGUCUAGAUACUAAGAAAGAUCAUUUUAUUAAGUACAUUAUUAUAAGUUUUAAUAAAUCUACUUCAAAUAGUUCAUAAGAAUUUGAUUGCAAUGUUUUCCUAUGAAUAACAAGAUUGGUAAAUAAUUUCAUGUAUAUAAAAGAAAACUAAAAAAAUCAUAUUAAAAAUAUUAUACACAUAAUCAA